GAGGAUAGCAGCUUGUGUGCGCCCUCUGGUUUUUACACCGCGGGUUCUUCUUCCAGCUCCAGGUUGUGUCGCCUUUGGCCAACAAGCCAUGGCCCGGUUCUUCCUGUGCUUGGCGGCGGCAGCGUGCUGCCUUGUGUUGCUGGUUCCUCCGGUUCAUGGGCGCCUUGGCAUUGGUCGGGCCGGUGGGCUUGGUGCGGCGAACCGGCACACGGCGGCGGAGGAGCAGCAGCGCGGCACGGCGGUGAAGGCCGCGUCGUCGGCGUGGUCAACGUCGUGGACAGCGGCGGCGGCGUCUGGGAGGGUGAGGCCGGAGCUGCGGUCCGUGCCGGGGGGCCCGGACCCGCUGCACCACCACGGCAGCCCGUGGCGGCCGGAGCUGGAGCCGACCACCCCGUGA
Molecule: messenger RNA, 397 nt
Organism: Panicum hallii
Lineage: Eukaryota; Viridiplantae; Streptophyta; Magnoliopsida; Poales; Poaceae
Product: protein FLORAL ORGAN NUMBER2-like
Exons: 2
Coding region: 89-397 (102 amino acids)
Source: RefSeq, a predicted model, not a curated record